CACCAUGGUAGUGGAAGCUAUCAAAACCAAACCACGACGCCGUCGUGGUUCCAAAUCGGAAAGUAGGCAACACAGUCAAAGCGAGAGCGCCGCGGUGGAAAGUUCGUCAACGUAUCAGCCGCACAGUACCUUGCUGAUUCAACUGAACGAAGAUGCCCCAACCUGGUACCGCCUCGGCAACAAGCAGUACGCGGAAGAGCGAGACGCUACCACCGCAUCCAAUCCACCCGAAAAGGGACAACGAGUUAGCAAAGAUCUCGUUCUAAAGUAUCGGGCCCUGGGAGACGCAAUCUAUCGACGGGAGGUGCAGCUCUUUGGCAAGGAAUCAAACACUUCGGAUGAUCGAUGGGUAGAGUCCACCAUGAAGAAAGGUACACUCAAGGAUCGCGUCGCUGCUAUGAGUGUGGUCGUUAGCACUGAUCCGGUACAUAAGUUCUACGUAUUGGAUGGACUGUUGAACAUGGCGGGCUGUUCCGAUUCGAAUUCUUCGACUCAAACAAAUUCUCGUGUGGCUCAGCUUGCUGCAGAAGCACUGGAAGACCUCUUCGUUAACACCUUUCUACCGAAUCGGCGCAAACUGAUAUCAAUGGAACAACGUCCCCUAUACCUGUACGAGAGCGAAGGCGUAAAGAACACGACGAAAAAGACCCUGUCCCCGCGGAUUCUUCUUCUAUGGCGCUUCGAAGAAAUGGUCAAGGCCAAGUAUCAUCUGUUUCUACGUCAAUACGUAUCCCUAAUACUUCGAGAAGGAACGGAGUUACAAAAAAUUCCAACUAUUCGUCUUGCUGCAGUUCUUUUGCGUUCCAUUCCAGAAGGAGAAUCUACAUUGUUACCAGUAAUUGUCAAUAAACUUGGCGACCCAGCCAAAAAAGUUUCGGCUGGCGCUGCCUUUGAGCUACGAAAACUUCUCCAACAGCAUACAGCUAUGCAAGUGAUUGUGGCGCGAGAAGUGCAACAGCUUGCUCACCGACCACAUCUAUCAUCACGGGCUUUAUAUAAUUGUAUCACCUUUUUGAACCAGCUGAAAUUAAAACGGGAAGAGACUCAAGGGGGAGCCGACGAAGCGACCGAGCCGUCACUACCUGCGUCUCUGAUCAGCACGUACUUUCGUUUGUUCGAACUUGCCGUACAAAAACCUAAAAAAAAGGAAACAGCGAAUGAGGAAGAGGCAGGAAUGAAAUCUCGACUUUUAUCGGCACUGCUGACAGGCGUGAAUCGAGCCCACCCCUAUUUGCCUCAUCAUGAUUCAACAAUGGAACAGCACAUCGAUGCCCUCUACCGGGUCGUGCAUACAGCACCGGCCGCUGCCACGACACAGGCGCUACUACUGCUUUUUCACUUGUCCGUUGGUGCGGAAUUCGAACAGGACCAGCGACAAACGAUUUCGCGCAAAUUACGCCCUGAAGAGCAUGCCCGCCGUGAUCGCUUCUAUCGAGCCUUGUAUUCAACGCUGGCGCAGCCCUCCCUUUUGGGUACCGGCAAACACCUUACAAUGUUCUUCAAUCUUCUUUACAAAGCCAUGAAAUAUGACAAUGACCAAACUCGCGUGGUUGCAUUCGCGAAACGUAUUUUAUGUACAACCAUUCACUGUUCUUCAUCGGUAGUUGCUGGUUCUCUUUUUCUGCUUAACGAAAUAACGAAACACCACGGGAACCUACUAUCCUGCUUUCAAGAUGUCUUGGAAGGAUCCGACGCUUUUCGUGUUUUGGAUCCAACCAAACGAGAACCUCGCGGUGCUUUAGUCUUAUCGGAGUAUGUCGAUGCACCUGAAAUAGCUUCCGAAGAAAACGAACAAUCAAUCGAGAAAGCUAUAACGAAAGCUCCGCUGUGGGAAUUGACGUUGUUGUUGAAACAUUUUCACCCAUCGGUCUCAAGGUUCGCCAGUGCAAUUGGGAACAUUGACUACAGUGGCGACCCUUUGCGCGAUUUUGGUGUGGGACCGUUCCUGGAUAAGUUCGCUUACCGUAAUCCAAAGUCGAUUGAUCGGGUAGCUGGCAAAUUUCAACGCGGUGAGAGCGUGGCAGAGCGAAAGAGUGGUACUGGGCUUUUGGUAGAGUCACAGGUUGCGCUACCUCUGAAUGACCCAAGCUUUUUAAGCAAUCCCAACGUCGACGCACCUGAUGACUUUUUCCACAAAUUCUUUUUGGAGCAAGCUCGGCGUGACAAACUCAAAGGCAUUGUCCGGCAUAAACCAAAAGUUGAUGCUGUAGAACAUUUGGAGGAAGAUGCUUUUGACGAGGCCGAAGUAGCAACUUUGGACGUACAAAAAUUUGAUGAUUUGGAGCAAGGCUGGGAAACCGAUGAUGAUGAGGAGGCCUAUGUCGACGCUUUGGCACAAAAAAUUAUCGAAGACUCGAUUAACGAAAACGGGCCCGCGGAUCUUGACGAGGAAGAUCCAGAUAUGGAAGGUUGGGGGGAUAUGUAUAGUGAUGAAGAACUAGAGGAUGAGAGCGACGACGAAAGUGAGUCGUCACAGAAGGGCAAAGCCCUGACCAGAAACGACACCAUUGUAGGCGACGGUAUCAAAGAUCUUGACAGCGAAGAAAAUGAUGUCGAUGCGUUCAUGGAUAUUGACGGAGCCGAUAGUAGCGUAAGUGACGAUGACGAGCUGUUCAUGGACGAGCAGUUGGUGUUGAUGAGUGUCGACUUGGAUGGUUUGGAUUCGUCGGACGACCACAUCUCCGACAGCGGUGUGGAUGGCAACUUGACGUUGAUAAAUGAAGAGAAAUCUAAUGACGGCGAAGUUGUCGAGGAAGGAGCCUCGUUGAACCAUACAGUAGAGGGAUUAGCCACCUUUGUAGAUGCUGAUGAAUAUGAAGCAAUGAUAACGAAAUCCUGGAACGAGAAAAAGCGCUCGAGAAAACGAAUCGAUGGAAAAAGUGACCAUGCAAGAGCGACUUCACCAAAGAGAAGGAUGUAAAUAUUGCAUAGCUUACAACAGCUAAAUCACCACCGUGCAGUAC
This is a messenger RNA of Phaeodactylum tricornutum CCAP 1055/1, 2963 nucleotides long. RefSeq lists its product with no specific name. Gene Ontology annotation, cellular component: nucleus. The transcript has a single exon. Bases 5 to 2920 code for a protein of 971 amino acids. Lineage: Eukaryota; Bacillariophyta; Bacillariophyceae; Surirellales; Neidiaceae. The record is from RefSeq and is a predicted model, not a curated record.